CGUUUCAGGCCACAGUAGGAUUGCAGCUCAUUUGUCAACUUUUCGUCAAGCUUUCUUUUCAAAGCCAUCAAUGUCUGAAGAAGUUACUUAUGCAGAUCUAAAAUUCCAGGACUCCACCAGGAUAGAAAAUAUUCAGGAGUUUGACCAAGUUGGUGUAAAAGCACCUCCUAGUCCCUCCAAUGUAUGGCAUCCAAGAACCUUGGCUGUGACUCUUCUGUGUCUUCUGCUGCUGAUUGGAAUGGGAGUCUUAGGAACAAUAUAUUACCUAACUUCAAAAAUACAAAUGGAAAAAUUGAAAGAGCUACAAAAUUUCAAUGAUGAACUUCAGAGGAACGUUUCUCUACAACUAACAAAUAAUGCGGAUAGUUUCAAGAAGAUCGGGAACCUCUCUGUCACACUGAAAGAAAUGGCCACCAAAUUAUGUUUUGAACUAUAUAGGAAAAAACCAGAACACAAAUGUAAACCUUGUCCAAAGGAAUGGAUGUGGCAUGAGAACAGCUGUUAUGUGGUACUUCGGAAGUAUGAGAAUUGGCAAGAGAGUGUCACGACAUGUUCUACUUACAAUGCCAGCCUGGUGAAAAUUAAGAACAAAAGCAUAUUGAAAUUUAUAAGGUCCCAGGAGUUAUAUGACUGUUGGCUAGGAUUAUCUCCCGGAAAAGAUGACAUGUAUUAUAAGAAGUUGGAUGAAACAAUUUUCUCCUCUGACUGGUUUACAAAAAACACAAGUGCCUUAAGUGGUGGAAUGUAUUGUGGAUAUAUAAGAUAUACAGAUCUUUACUUUUCACUCUGCACUCAGAAAAAAUAUACUAUGUGUGAGAAGUUAGCUGAUCCAGUGAAGAUUGAGAGCUCACUAAUGAAUGAAGAACCAGAUGGAUGAAUGCAGUUACUGUAAUUAUUUUGCCUUAGCAACUCUAGGGAACAUACAUAUUUUGGAUCACACAAAUGGAAUAAAGCU
Molecule: messenger RNA, 955 nt
Organism: Miniopterus natalensis
Lineage: Eukaryota; Metazoa; Chordata; Mammalia; Chiroptera; Miniopteridae
Gene: CLEC12A
Product: C-type lectin domain family 12 member A
Molecular function (GO): signaling receptor regulator activity
Source: RefSeq, a predicted model, not a curated record